UAUAAUCGAUUUUUUUUUUCUUAGUAUAAAAUAAAUUUACAUUUUUAUACUAAAAUGAUCUUUAACAUUUCACAUAAAACAUAUUCCAUGUAAAUUUAUCUCAAUUAAUAAUAUGUCUGAUACGGAAGGUGUUUUUGAAUUAGUGGAUCGAUUAUCUAUACAAAAAAACAUUAGUGAAAGAAGAAUAAGUAAACGUGAGAGUUCAAAAUUGUCUGACGAACCAACAUUAUUAGAAAAAAGGCUGUGUGAAGCAUUUGAUGUAUUUGAUAAUGCAAGAAAUAAUGAAGUGGAUGUUAGAGAUUUGGGUACCAUAAUAAGAGCAUUAGGAUGUGUUAUUACAGAAGCAGAAUUACAAGAAAUACAAGUUCAAGUAGAAGAUGUUGAAAAUAAUUGUGUGCCAUUGAAAAAAUUUGUUGAAUAUAUGCACAAAGCUAUUAGCGAACGCAAAUUUAAACCUGCAGAACCUGAAGAUCUAUUAAAAGCAUUUCAGUUACUAGAUCCUGAUAAUCGUGGUUUUAUCAUGAAAAAUGAUUUAGAAAAAACUUUGAUGGAAAUUGGAGAGCCUUUUACUAAAGAUGAAAUUGACGAAAUGAUGUCAGUUGCUUGUGAUCCAGCAACAAAAAGAAUUUAUUAUGAACACUACAUCAAUUUACUGAUUGUAAAAAUUCCUAAAAAUGAAAAUUUGUAUUCUAUUGCCGAUGAAAUUGAUGAAUUAAAAUCUAUACCUAAAAAACGUCGAUUAGAAAGUCUUCUUAUGGAAGCUGAAGCGAAAGAAGCUAAUAAAUCAUAGGAUUCAAUUUUAUGUUCGAAAUUUUAUUAGAG
Molecule: messenger RNA, 822 nt
Organism: Polistes dominula (European paper wasp)
Lineage: Eukaryota; Metazoa; Arthropoda; Insecta; Hymenoptera; Vespidae
Product: dynein regulatory complex protein 8
Molecular function (GO): calcium ion binding
Source: RefSeq, a predicted model, not a curated record